AUGGCUAUUCUCCCCCCCACAGCGCUCUUGCUCGCAGCGGCGCAGAUGAUCCUCCCGUUCGUCAGCGGGAUCCCCAACUGUCCGUACCCGGGUCCCGUAUUCCCGAAGCCCACCAACCUCGCGUCGUCCGAGGUGAUGAAGGCCGCAGUCGCAGACCUAACCGCGAUCUUCGACGCGCGGGGCACGGACCCAGCCAACAACCCGAACGGCACAUCCUGGUCCAUCCAGGUGUUCUCUGCCUCGGACGCCGACGACGGCGGAGAUCCCGUCUGGAGCCACUACCACACGGCGACGGACCUGCUAUCGGCCACCACGCCGGGCGUAAAGAGCGUGGACGGCGACACGGUGUACCGGAUCGGUAGCGUCACUAAGAUCUUCACCAUCCUGACCUUCUUGAGCGAGGCGGGCGAUAUAUACUGGAACACGCCUGUGACGCAGUGGGUGCCUGAGCUCGAGCUGCUGGCGGGGAAGGCCCAGUACGACCCCAUCAUGAACGUGGACUGGGACCAGAUCACGCUGCAGGAUCUGGCGAGCCAUAUGGCGGGUAUCGUAAGAGAUUAUGCUCUUCAGGGGGAAUUGACACAGGAGCACAACCAAACUGUCCUGCGAGCCCAGGGAUUCCCCUCGGCACCUGGGAACAUGACACCAACAUGCGGCGAGUUUCUCAAAUGUACACGCGCGCAAUUCUUCACCGGCCUAGCGAACGUUCCCCCGUCCUUUCAACCCUCCUGGACGACGGGUUACUCGAACAUGGGGUACCAGAUCCUCGCGUACGCGCUCGAGGCGAUCGCGCAGAAGAAGUUCGGCACGAUGCUGCAGCAGAACGUCAUCGACAAGCUGGGCCUCAACCGCACCUUCUACCAGAAGCCGGCCGACGACUCGAUUGGCAUCAUCCCGCAGGGCAACGAGGCCGGGUGGUCGUGGAGUAUUGGUGAGGGUAGUCCAACCGGCAACAUGUACUCCUCGGCCUCGGACCUGUCGCGCCUGGGCCGCGGCAUCCUGCGACACACGCUGCUGCCGGCCGCGCAGACGCGGCGGUGGCUGAAGCCCGUCGGCCUCACCGCCGACAUCCACGAGGGCGUCAGCUCGCCGUGGGGCAUCCGGCGCAUCCCGCUGGCGGACGGCAGCCGCGUCGUCGACGCGUACUCGAAGGCGGGGUCCAUAAACCUGUACAUGUCCCUGCUGGUCCUGCUGCCCGACUACGACGCGGGCAUCUCGGUGCUGCUGGCGGGCGCGUGGCCGGGCAACGCGAACUGGGACAUCGCCGACGCCGUCGGCUCCGUGCUGGUCCCGGCGCUGGAGGAGGCGGCGCGCGCGCAGGCCGACGCCACGUACGCGGGCACUUACAGCGACGCCGACGCCAACAACAACAGCACGCUGGUCCUGACGACCGACCGCGCGCGCCCCGGCCUCGGCGUCGAGCGCUGGACGAGCAACGGGACGGACAUGAUCGCCGUCGCGGUGCGGUACACCCUAAACUACAACGUGACGGCGCCCGCGAUCCGGCUGUACCCGACCGGCCUCGAGUCCGAGCCGUCCGCCGAGGACGGGACGCGGAAGGUGGCGUUCAAGGCCGUGGUAGAGAACCUGGACCUGGCGGACCACGCGAACGACAUGUUCUCGACGAACUGCGGCACGUGGGUGAGCCAGACGAGCGCGGUGUACGCGGACAUGCCGCUGGACCAGUUCGUCUUCACGGUCGAUGGGGCAGGGGCAGGGGCAGGGGCAGGGGGGAGGGCGGUCGGCGUGGAGCCGUUGGCGCUGCGGUCGACGUUGGUGAAGAGCUAGCCUAGGUACCUAGCUAUCGCAAGAUAUACCCUAUUGUUUAUUAUUUAGGUACAAUACCUACGUGGUAGAGUACUGGCGACCUAGGCACGUGGGCACGUAGGCAGGUAUUGAUACCUAAUUAAUAAUCCUCUCCACCCCCUUUUUCUUUAAAUCGUCCGCUGCCAUGGAUGGAUACCUAGCAAGAAUUGUAUUUUCUAUUUGCGUAGGUAGGUUAGAUACUUAGGUUAGUAAUACUCGACGUCUCUGACCUUGAUUUAGUUGCAUCCUAUAAUCCCGUUCAUGUGCCGAUGAAUCCUGCUUGUCAAAUUAAUAGCGGAUAAGU
Messenger RNA from Hypoxylon fragiforme, 2110 nucleotides. Its product is annotated as beta-lactamase/transpeptidase-like protein. NCBI's taxonomy places the organism in Eukaryota, Fungi, Ascomycota, Sordariomycetes, Xylariales, Hypoxylaceae. The coding region runs from base 1 to 1788 and encodes 595 amino acids. The transcript is spliced from 4 exons. The record is from RefSeq and is a predicted model, not a curated record.